CGCACAGUGGAUCCGCCGCGCGGAGCUGCAGCCAUGGAACCAGCAACCCCGGACCUCGAGCGGCUUUUGCAGCCGUCGCCGCUGGAACCUCUAGGCCACACCGACGCUGGGCUGGAGGCUGUGGUCGAUGAGGAUGCGGAGGGGGUCCGAGACGAGGAUGUUCCCGGUAACCAAACGAUGAUAGAAAAUAACUUUUGGUUGAAGAAGAUAGAAAUUAGUGUUUCAGAAGCAGAAAAGCGAACUGGAAGAAACGCCAUGAAUAUGCAGGAAACGUAUACUGCUUACCUCAUUGAAACAAGGUCAGUUGAACAUAUUGAUGGUCCGAGUGUCCUAACAGAUUCACUGUGGAGGCGAUAUAGUGAAUUUGAGUUGUUGAGAAACUACCUUUUAGUUUACUAUCCUCAUGUCGUUGUGCCACCUCUACCAGAAAAAAGGGCAGAAUUUGUUUGGCAUAAACUCUCCGCUGACAACAUGGACCCGGAUUUUGUGGAAAGACGACGAAUUGGUUUAGAAAACUUCCUCUUGAGGAUUGCUUCACAUCCCAUCCUUUGUAGAGACAAAAUCUUCUAUUUGUUUUUAACACAGGAAGGUAACUGGAAGGAAACUGUUUAUGAAACUGGAUUUCAGCUGAAGGCAGACUCCAGGUUAAAAGCGCUUAAUGCAACAUUCAGAGUGAAAAACCCAGACAAGAGAUUCACUGAACUAAAGCACUACAGUGAUGAACUUCAGUCAGUCAUCUCACAUCUUCUUCGAGUCAGAGCGAGAGUAGCAGAUCGACUCUAUGGUGUAUAUAAAGUACAUGGGAAUUACGGGCGAGUUUUCAGUGAAUGGAGUGCGAUAGAAAAAGAAAUGGGAGAUGGACUGCAGAGUGCUGGUCAUCACAUGGACGUGUAUGCAUCUUCUAUUGAUGAUAUUUUGGAAGAUGAAGAACAUUAUGCAGAUCAGUUAAAGGAGUAUCUUUUUUAUGCAGAAGCCCUACGGGCUGUGUGCAGGAAACAUGAACUUAUGCAGUAUGACUUGGAGAUGGCUGCUCAGGACCUAGCGUCCAAGAAGCAGCAAUGUGAGGAACUGGCAACUGGGACUGUGAGAACAUUUUCUUUGAAAGGAAUGACUACGAAGCUCUUCGGUCAAGAAACUCCGGAGCAGAGAGAAGCCAGAAUCAAGGUGCUUGAAGAACAAAUAAGUGAAGGAGAACAGCAGCUAAAGUCUAAAAAUCUGGAAGGCAGAGAAUUUGUGAAAAAUGCUUGGGCCGAUAUUGAACGCUUCAAGGAGCAAAAGAACCGUGAUUUAAAGGAGGCCCUCAUAAGUUAUGCAGUCAUGCAGAUCAGUAUGUGCAAAAAGGGAAUUCAAGUUUGGACCAAUGCUAAGGAAUGCUUUAGCAAAAUGUAAUCUUGUGAAUUGAAUUUCUCUUCAAUCAAAGUGCCCCAGAACAGAAGCACAAGUAAAUCAAAAUUUAAGUUGCUACCCAGUCUAUACAAAAAUACAUAAGUUGAGUAAAUUCAGCUUUCUUUAAUUUAAUUGUAGAUAUGUUUUAAUAGCACAAAAGGAUCUAUUUGAAUGAAGAUUAAAUAUAAUAAUUUGAGGUUUUGGGGACUGGUGCUGAUUCUAAGUUAAUUUGAUAAAAUAUACCAACAGAUUGUUUGUCAGGCUUCUGAACCAAGGACUGAAUGUCAAGAUGUUGGGUAAUUUUAGAUGUUCAUUUCAAUUCCAGUUGUUUCGGAUCUGUUUAUGUAGAUAAUUUUUUCCUAAAAUUAAAUUCCUAUCUUUACUUGGUAAGACCUACUAAUCUGUUAUAGGGGGUUAUUUUUUCUUGCCUUAUAGUUGAGCUGUUUGGUUUGACAAAGCUCAGCAGAAACUUAGUGUGAAAUCUAUGACCUUCUCCCACAGUCGUUGAUGCCCCCUGUAACAUUUGCAUACACUAAAAAAUGCCUUCAGUUUGUGUUUUAUCAGAAUUUUGGUACUGGUCAGAAGUUUUAUACUGCCAACAAAGAUUCUACUUCUCAGAUACAUAGUGGAAUACAUUGUUAUGAUCUAGGAAUUGCUACAUAGAAUUUGAGUAUGUUACAAAUAAGCAUUAAAUUCUUCUCAGAUAAUUCUCAACCUCAGUGAUGAGCCUAAAUUUACUGUGCUUGGCUCUCUACACAUGGCAUUUCAGGGUACAAGAUGUAGCAUUUUAAUGUAUGGGAUAUAUGUAGUGAACAUACGUGUUAGGAUCUUCAUUAUUAACCUUCUUUUCUAUUGCUUGGCUGUAAUUUUUGUAAAGAUAAAUUAUAUUGUUUUUUGGUGUGUGUAUUUGUGGUGUAUGUUCAGAAGCCAAGCACCCUUAUUUUGCUAGCUUCGCAGAAUCAUACGUGUGCUCAUUACUAGUAAUUAUGUUAAAAAAAGAAAAUCCCCAUUACUGUUCAGCAUUUGACUUUUUUACAUGUUUAAAAUAUUGCUGGAUUUCUGUGCUUUCUGCCAAAUACAAUAAAUAAAUGAAGUAUUGUGCUGAUUUUCAUACAA
Messenger RNA from Phyllostomus hastatus (greater spear-nosed bat), 2502 nucleotides. It is a transcript of the gene SNX4, whose product is annotated as sorting nexin 4. Bases 34 to 1389 code for a protein of 451 amino acids. The record is from RefSeq and is a predicted model, not a curated record. The transcript has 14 exons. Gene Ontology annotation, molecular function: phosphatidylinositol binding. Gene Ontology annotation, biological process: protein transport. Lineage: Eukaryota; Metazoa; Chordata; Mammalia; Chiroptera; Phyllostomidae.